Messenger RNA from Acanthaster planci (crown-of-thorns starfish), 1135 nucleotides. It is a transcript of the gene cox16, whose product is annotated as cytochrome c oxidase assembly factor COX16. Lineage: Eukaryota; Metazoa; Echinodermata; Asteroidea; Valvatida; Acanthasteridae. Gene Ontology annotation, cellular component: mitochondrial inner membrane. Gene Ontology annotation, biological process: mitochondrial respiratory chain complex IV assembly. The record is from RefSeq and is a predicted model, not a curated record.
UAUCAUGGUUUAUUUGGUUACCAGACGAGCCUUUUCAAAAUGGCGGCGUCCAUGAACAAAAUUUUGGACGCUGUUAAAAAGAGUCGUUUCUUGAGGUUUGGCGUCCCUAUGCUGGUAAUUGUUGUUGGGGGAUCAUUUGGACUGAAAGAAUUCCGCACUCUACGUUAUGAAAUCAUUGACAGAAGAAAAACGGUGGAUCUAGAAACUGAUGAGAAAUUGAAUGAAUACAAAAAGAAGGACAAGAUCACUAUUGAAGGAGAAUACAAGAAACUGCAAAAUGAAGAUAUUGAUACCUGGCACAACAUCCGUGGUCCCCGCCCAUGGGAAGACUCCAAGGAAUUUCAGGCUAUGCAACGUGAAAAUACUGAAAAACUGUUGAUAAAGCGAGAUGAUGAGUAGCCGUAACGAAGUGGGCAAAUACGGAAACAACAGCCCAGCGAUUGCGUGUAUUGGAUUCUGUCCGCAGAACAUUAGAAAAACUUGUGAGGACGGAACUGUUUUGCUGUCCAUGUUUGUGAGGCCAUUGUUACCUGGCAAUAGAAGCAACUGUUGUGUAUGUGCCUGGGUGGCAGUCUUGGUCAAGAGUGAAGACAUUCACUCCGCAGGUAGUUCAUCCAUAUCUAUCUAUGUACACUGUACUGCUUGCUGAGAGACCCGUUCUUUCCUUCCAAGGCCUUUGAAACAGAUGUCUGGUUAAUAGGAGUGCCACUAGCAGGUGCAAGAAGUGUAUACAUGUGUCAUUGUGAAGUGACAACUGCUAGAGUAAAAUCGUUGAGAUCAAGGUGUGUGGAAUCCCGUCUGAAAUGAUUGCUUUGUAAAUCUUUUCAAAAUCUAAAAUACACCUUGGGAUUGAAUGACAAACGGUGCAAUUGUUGUAUUUAACUGCAGUCAUUUGCAAAAUUUUGAGACAGUCUGGAAUUUUAUUGGUAUGUUUGUCACUGGGCCUGCAUUAAUUGUCUCAUUAAUUGAUUACUAGAAAUGUUUUUACAGUGGUGCAAAAUAUCAGGGAAGUGCUAUAUUUGUAUACCCAUUCGAAUUCAAUUUGUUGCAAGGGCAGUCUUGUAUGACAUUUUGUCUGUACGGCAGCAUGGGUUAAAAAAAAGCCAGCCUAAGUAAUCAGAACUAAAGGAGGGCA